This is a messenger RNA of Juglans microcarpa x Juglans regia, 1605 nucleotides long. RefSeq lists its product as uncharacterized. Bases 247 to 1245 code for a protein of 332 amino acids. The record is from RefSeq and is a predicted model, not a curated record. Gene Ontology annotation, cellular component: membrane. The transcript has 9 exons. NCBI's taxonomy places the organism in Eukaryota, Viridiplantae, Streptophyta, Magnoliopsida, Fagales, Juglandaceae.
UUUAUUGAAAAAAAAAAAGAGUGUAUUCUGUCUUUAUCAACUGAAUCUUCGCUAAUCCAAGAAGAUAGUCUGCGCCAUCAGACAACAAAAGCGCCUCUCUCUCUCUCUCUCUCUCUCUCUCUCUCGAUCGAUUGCAGCAAAGGAAGAAGCAAAGCAUCUUCCUUUGCAUUGACGCCUCUGCCCUCUGCAUUUCAUUUGGCUAAACCUUUCCUGACAGGAUCCUCAACCCAUACUUGGCAGCCUGUCAUGACUAGUGAUAAUACAAACACUCUAACUUAUUGGUUGAACUGGAGGUUCUUCCUCUGUGCACUAUGGAUUUUGGCCGCAAUGGUUCUGGCAUCAAUUCUAAUAUGGAAAUAUGAAGGCUUCAGCAAGCAAAGACCUGACAGGAGAGAAAACCAGCGAGAAGUAGUGGGGUCUUUGUAUGAAGAUGAAGCCUGGAAGACGUGUCUCAAAGGACUCCAUCCUGGCUGGCUGCUUGCUUACAGAACAAUUUCAUUCAUUGUGCUUUUGGCAUUGCUCAUUGCUGAUGUUGUUGUCGCUGGAGGUGGCAUUUUUUACUUCUAUACUCAGUGGACAUUUUCUUUGGUCACAAUCUAUUUUGGGCUUGGGUCUUCACUCUCCAUUUAUGGUUGUUGCAAGCGCAACAAAGUUGGAGGGAAUGCAGCUUAUCAUGCAAGUUUAGAUGAAGAGCGAGGAACCUAUAUAGCCCCCACAGUAGGGGAAAGUGCAGAUAUGUCCAAUAUGUACAAGACUUCAGAUACCAGUGAAGAAUCUCACACUCACCAUACUGCGGGUGUAUGGGGUUAUAUCUUUCAAAUCAUUUUUCAGAUGUGUGCAGGUGCUGUGGUGCUCACCGAUUGCGUAUUUUGGCUCAUUCUUUAUCCCUUUCUAACAGCCAAAGAUUAUGAUUUAGAUUUUUUGAUUGUUAGUAUGCACUCAAUCAAUGCCAUUCUCCUCCUUGGUGAGACAAUUUUAAAUUGCUUGCGAUUUCCAGUGUUUCGGAUAGCAUAUUUUGUGCUUUGGACGGCUAUAUUUGUCAUUUUCCAAUGGAUCAUCCAUGCUUGUGUUUCCAUAUGGUGGCCAUAUCCAUUUCUGGACUUGUCAUCUGCGUAUGCUCCGUUAUGGUACUUUGGAGUGGGUUUGAUGCAUAUACCCUGCUAUGGCAUAUUUGCUUUAAUUGUUAGAUUGAAGCACUUGUUACUGUCAAGAUCAUUCCCGGAUGGAUAUCAGAGUAGUAGGUGAGGAAUUAGAUCAGGCAUUGCACCGCCCUGACUCAGCCAUGUCAGUAUUAGUAGGGCACUGGUUAACCGUAUACAAGGGCAAACGCCACCCUGGCCGAACCAUUUCAUAAUUCAUAUUUGAAGAUUAGUAAUUCAUUCUUCUUACUCUGAGUGAUUGCUGCAAAGGUCGUUGCUCUUUACAUCAGGUGGGGAAUGGGAAAGAAAUUGGGUAUAUAAAUAGUUGAUUCUUCUAGGAUAAAAUUCAUCAAACAUGUAUUUUUGUCUCCGCCAGAGGCGCGCAAUUGUACUAAAUAUGAUUGUGCUUGCAUAAGUCACCAAGCAUUUAAAUUUCUUACAACAAUUCAAUUAUACUUUUCCUUUU